Messenger RNA from Daldinia caldariorum, 1559 nucleotides. RefSeq names its product ras family-domain-containing protein. The coding region runs from base 700 to 1329 and encodes 209 amino acids. NCBI's taxonomy places the organism in Eukaryota, Fungi, Ascomycota, Sordariomycetes, Xylariales, Hypoxylaceae. Gene Ontology annotation, molecular function: GTP binding; GTPase activity. The transcript is spliced from 6 exons. The record is from RefSeq and is a predicted model, not a curated record.
AGGGUCGAGAUCCAGUCGAUAUGAUAAGAUACCUAGAUAAGCAGAUAAGGUAGCUACCUGACUUGCUCCACUUAACGUGAUUAUGUAAAGCCACUUAAGUCUAAUUGACUCGUCCAAUUGACUCUGAGCUUUUGACUGGGCUGCUGGGGUUGGAAGAUCGGCCAUUCCUCUUUCAAAAGCGACGGGGCAUGCUAUCGAUUGCCAACGGCUGCCAUUAAAAGUAGCCCCGUAUUCAGACCCCAGUUCCAAGUUAAAUCCACCAAUCUGUUAAGGCUGCGAAGCCCAAGCGCAUUUUUCAUACAAAGUAUGGAAAAAGGGACCGCCUCCUAUUGUACGCAAGGUGGGAAAGAACAACUCUUUAAUAAGUCGAUUUUCAUCCCGACCGCUUCUUACAGUAUAACAAUAUUAUACAGUGAAUAAUUCUACCGAAAUUUAAAUUCACUGUUUGUCUUUUUUUCUUUUUUUCUUUUUUCUUGUUUCCGGUUUUAAUCAAGCAGAACAUUCUUGAGUUCCUACAAAUCGACUGCCCGUCUUGUGAUUUCAUUAUCCGUACCAUCCUCUGGUUCCACACCUCGAAACCGCCUAUUAAUAAACCAGGUCGAGUUUUCUUCUUGACGACUAUCGAUCAUUAUCGCCCAAAGAACAACACUACUAUAACACUACAACACCACAAUCAACAAUCAGCAAUCAGACGCGAACAUGGCACAGACCGGAGGAGCAGGCGGGUACAACAACCCAUUGAAAUUCAAGUUGGUUUUUCUCGGUGAACAAAGCGUCGGGAAAACAUCCCUAAUAACGCGGUUCAUGUACGACUCUUUCGAUAACAUGUAUCAAGCUACGAUCGGUAUCGACUUCCUGUCCAAGACAAUGUACCUUGAAGACCGAACGGUGCGACUACAGUUAUGGGAUACGGCAGGGCAGGAGCGAUUUAGGAGUCUGAUUCCCUCGUACAUUCGCGAUUCGAGCGUUGCGGUAGUUGUCUACGAUAUUUCCAAUGCGAAAUCAUUCCAAAAUACGAAGAAAUGGAUCGACGAUGUACGCGCGGAACGAGGUAACGACGUUAUCAUCGUGCUAGUAGGGAACAAGACAGACUUGAACGAGAAGCGAGAAGUCACUACGGCGCAGGGUGAGGAGGAAGCCAAGAAGAACAACCUGAUGUUCGUCGAAACAAGUGCGAAGCUUGGCCACAACGUGAAGAACCUCUUCAGGAGGAUAGCGCAGGCUCUUCCCGGUAUGGCGGGGACAGAUGCCGCGGCACAGGCUUCGUCACAGAUGAUCGAUGUAAAGACAAACGCACCAGCUGCCCAGCAAGAAGGAUGUGCUUGUUAGUAAUGUGCUCGUGGUAGCAGAGAAAGAAACAUGGGCCUUAUGAGGAAAAUGCGAGGGUCAAGCAGGAUAUUUCCGUGCAUAGCGAGUGAAUCAACAAAGAGAUGUUGUAUAAUACGAAUGAUCCUACGAAGCAAAGUAACGAGAAGAAGAUUAGCAGAACCAUUACAGGUAUGACGUUUAUUAUAACUAUGUAAUCACCCUUUUUUUCAAAUUUCAAUAUUUUAAAUUUG